AGGAGCUAUAAGAGAUAAAGAGAAAAUAGAGAUAACAGUUUGUAGUCCCAUUACCAUUUCUUUUAAACACCGAUCUCUCUCUCUCUAGAAAAAGGCUCAUGGAUGUCUGGGUUAAUAGUAGUUUUUGUAUGAGUAGUAUAGCUGUUUUCCUCCUUCUUCUUGUUGUUUCUGAUUACCAAGUAGUAGUAUUAUUAAAUGGUGAAAGAAUUGGUGAGCCAUCGUCAUCGUCGUCAUUGUCAUGUGAUUUCUUCAAAGGGAGAUGGAUUUUGGACCAAUCCUACCCGCUCUACAAUCCUUCCUCAUGCCCCUUCAUUGAGCAUGAGUUUACCUGCCAAAAGAAUGGCCGUCCCGAUCAGAUUUACACCAAAUACAGAUGGCAACCACAUGACUGUGAUUUAGCAAGAUUUAACGGGCUUGACUUCUUCAAAAGAUUUAGAGGGAAAAGCAUCAUGUUCGUUGGAGAUUCAUUAAGCCGAAAUCAAUGGCAGUCCCUAACAUGCAUGCUUCACUCGGCUGUGCCAACUGCUAAGUAUAAUGUGACAAGAGUAGACGAUGUAUCUAUCUUCGAAUUUACGGAUUAUGAAGUUAGAGUGAUGCUAGACCGCAAUGUGUAUCUAGUAGAUACUGUAAAAGAAAAGAUUGGGAGGGUCUUGAAGCUUGAUUCAAUAAUGGGAGGCAAGUUAUGGAAGGAUAUUGACAUGCUCAUCUUCAACACUUGGCAUUGGUGGAAUCGGAGAGGACCCACUCAACCAUGGGAUUAUGUUGAAGUAGGAGGCCAGAUAAGCAAAGACAUUGACCGCAUGUUUGCUUUUGAGAAGGCACUUAUUACUUGGGCUGGAUGGGUUGAUUCAAACAUUGAUCCUGCAAAGUCUAGGGUUUUCUUCCAGGGAAUAUCUCCUUCUCAUUACAAUGGCAGUGAAUGGCAAGAACCAAAGGCAAGAAGUUGUGUAGGGCAAAAGGAGCCUUUGCUUGGGUCGACCUAUCCAGGAGGUUUGCCACCAGCUUUGAGUGUGCUGAAGAAUGUGUUGAGCACAAUAAAAAAGCCAGUGACAUUGCUAGAUAUAACAAAUCUCUCACUCCUGCGUAAAGAUGGACAUCCUUCAAUUUAUGGGUUGGGAGGCCGCACCGGAAUGGACUGUAGUCAUUGGUGUCUUUGUGGAGUCCCAGAUACUUGGAAUGAGAUUCUCUACAAUUUUAUUCUUUGAAACAUUCAUGAUCGAAACUAUCAAAACAAUGGCGUCUUGUCCCAUUGAAAUAAAGACAUGUAAAUAAAAUUUUACAUGUUCUUAUUUUUUUAGCAUGAAAUGAAUUCACGUAACAAUGUACCUUUCCCUUAUCUAGAUAUAAAAGAAACGUUAAUAGUUGACAUUGAA
This is a messenger RNA of Malus domestica (apple), 1373 nucleotides long. Its product is annotated as protein trichome birefringence-like 41. Gene Ontology annotation, molecular function: O-acetyltransferase activity. Gene Ontology annotation, cellular component: Golgi apparatus. NCBI's taxonomy places the organism in Eukaryota, Viridiplantae, Streptophyta, Magnoliopsida, Rosales, Rosaceae. The record is from RefSeq and is a predicted model, not a curated record.